AACGGGGAAGCCUGGAGCCGUGGUGCCUUCGCGAGCCGCGGAUUAAAAACGGAAGUGGCAAUUUUCUGAUUAAACGGUGGGUGGGUGCGUUCAGGGCCGGCUCGUAGAGCGGAAACGCGUCGUGGCUGCAGCUCCGUGGUCCUCUGAUCGAUCCCUGCCCCACAGUCUGCACAUCUCGUCACACCGAGAGGUCCCCCACCCUCCUGGUGCUGCACGCGCUAACGUCUCCGGUGCCCACGGCUCGGAACACGCACGACUCACGCUGAGGAGGAUCGUUUCUGCUCGGGUUCGGUCCGGAUCAGAAGCGAGACUGGGAUUUCCUCCCAUCAUUUGAUUUUUUAUUUUUAUUUCUGGGAGUGCGCGCGUGUGUUUGUGCAUGUGUGUGUGGCAGAUCAUCUUCUCCUUGUGUGUAUGUGUGUGUGUGUUUUGGGUGGAGUCGAUCCGGAUUUCUCCAAAUUGGAAAACCAUUGGCACGUUUCAGGAGCACCAUGAAGGACGGGAUCGCCAACAACAGCACAGCCAGCAUCUCUCAAGCCAGGAAAGCUGUGGAGCAGCUGAAGAUGGAGGCCUGCAUGGACAGGAUAAAGGUAUCCAAAGCUGCUGCAGACCUGAUGGCGUACUGUGACGCCCACAUACGCGAGGACCCGCUCAUCGUGCCCGUCCCCGCCUCUGAGAACCCUUUCCGGGAGAAGAAGUUCUUCUGCGCCAUCCUCUGAUGAGGCGCUGCUGGAGCUUAAUGGGUGCAGAUAUGGCGUUGCCUGGCUUCUCUGUCUUCACCACACCUGAAGCUACUGGCCACAGGCGUCGAGUUGGGAUUUGCCUGGUGGACACUGUUGUUGGUCAGCUCUGUCCUAGUGGCUGAAGGGUUUGGGGGAGUCAGCUACCAAACUGGCAACCCAGUGAGCGUAUCAUGUCUUGUUAAUUAAAUAGGUUUGUUAUUGCUUUGUUAUUAGAGAACAGCCUUGCUCAGUGCUUAAUGAGAUGAGAGAUUUUUUCUUUUUACUGUGCUAGAUCUGAACUUACCUCAGGAAACAGGAAUUUUCCCGGUGUCUUUCCCCCUUUGCCCGUUUGUAGCAACACCCGAUACUAGGCCUCUCAUUCUGAUUAAAUGUUCCUGCGGAGUCCCCGCCGCUUGUUUUAGCGUUUCAGUGCAGCCCGGAUCUGAUUAAAACUUCAUCUCACAUGAUGAACGCUCGCCGAAUAAGAAGGACGAGGCUGCUCAUCACUUCCACUACAACUGACGAAAUUGAAUCAAUCCAUUUAAAGCUGCAGCGGCGACAGCCAGGGGACUUCUUCAAGGGUAUCAGAAAACACAAGUCAAAAGAUUAUUCAUGAAUCGGUCACUUUAUCUUCAAAUCAUCGGGAACGCAGUUUACCUUUGGUGCUCUGCGUGAUUUACCUCCGGCUGAUGCUAUUCACCCCCAAGAAAAGGUGUUUUAAGCAGAUCGAAGUGUUCUCGUCUGAUUUUCCCGCGUUGUUUUCUGGGCAUGUUUCCUGAGCUAGAUUCUUCUUUGCCUGUCUUAGAAUGAACAGCAAGGCCUUUGACGUUAAUGCCAAAACCAGAGGCCUGCAUGUUUCCCUGCUCCUUUAUGACAGCGCCCUCUCUUUCUGAGGGGCCGUCGUCUUUUAGAGUGUACAGUGUGUUAACAGUGCCAACGUCCACGAGGGCAGCGUGGUCCUCACGCCGUGGCCUCGCAGCCUUCUACCCUUUUCCUUUGUUCUGGAAGAAAAAGCACACUGUCCAAACAUUUCCUUUACAUGGUAGUUUAAUAGCUUUUGCUAAUUUUUAUGAUACCUUGUUAUAAUUGUUAUUAUUAUUAUUAUUAAUAUUAUUAAUAUUGUUCUUAUCCGUAGUAAUAUUUAAUAUUUGUUGCCUAGCACUGACAACUACAUGUCGUGUAGUGCUACUGAGCUUGUAUGAUACUUAGAAAAAGUCAUUUAUAAAUCAUGCGAUUAUUGAUACUGUAUGUAUGUAUUUUUUAAAAACAGCAGCAACGAUCGUUUACACAGGAGGAUCUCUGCAGUGGUUUGGGCUUUUUGGAUCUUCUGUAAAGAUGAGAGAAACUUUUCCCUAUAGUGGUACUUUAAUCAAAUUAGGAUUCCUAAACUUUUACGGAGCCGGCCAGGUGUCGGAAAAACGCGUUCCUUUGGUUUAUGUGCAGAUGUUUGUGGUAGAGUUUCAGUUUUUAGUAAAAUAUUGCUAAGGUCUUCCAAAAAUCUUUUUAUGAAAAAAGAAAUCUCCACAGCACUGGCCUGGAAAUCUAAACAAACAUAAAUAUUUUGCUCUGCGGGUUGGUCUAGCCGCGCUUCAUGGUAGCCUCAGCAGGUCGACCGUUAACUGUGUGAAGUCGAGUCCAGGCCAUUCACAACCUUCUGUGAUUGUGGAGGGACAUGAGGGCAGAGCUGUGAUGGAGAAAAUCUACUAAGAUGGCGUCGGUUAAGGAGUGGCGCUCAUUUGAAAUGGCUUUGGUAUCUACUUUGGACGUUUUAGACGUGGGUUUUCUUUGAGACAUGAGCGGUACUUAGUCAUCACACCCUGGUGACAUCCCCGCGGGGGCAAUCAGCUGCAGACUCGGCUGCGCUUGGGAACUGUUAGGUGGUUUAACACCCAAAUGAACCCCCUAAUGCUUGACACCGACUGUGGAUUUGAACCCAUGAUCUCCCAGUCUCAGGGCAGACACUCAUACUUCUAUGCUACUGAGCUUUUACUUCCAUGGUGUAUGGUGGACUGCCCUGUUGACUGAUUUCUGUAGCGAUGAUUAUACCACACUGUUCAUUGCUCUGACUGGUCAUAGGGCUGUCCAAUAGGGGGUGUAUCAACUAGUCGACUAGUCAACUUCACUGCUCUGUAGUGACUUUUUAUGCCUGUCAUAGACUAGUCGCUGUCACGUGAUAAUGACCGGCAAGAUGCAGUCCUUGGAAAAGACAGCAGGUGACGAGCUCCUGCGCGUCGGGAGGCCACGCGCUGUGCCAGAGCGUCGGUAUCUGACGCCCGCCAUAAAACGGACAUUUGACCGAAUUGUGACCUUUACCCUCUUGCAAUUUAACCUUCCCCUCACCCCCAUCCCAACCUUGACAGCUUGCGCAUGCAAAGCUCUGAUCGUUGACGCGCUCCAGAGCACGGCCACAGUAACAUUAUCAAAUUAGGUGUUGCCACCUCAAAAACAAAUUUAACACGCGAUCGUUCAUGUCGGCUCAUUUCCUUUUAUGUUUUCUGUCUUUUAUUUGCGCCUGAUGCGUUUCGCUGCUGUGGAGCGGGGCGCAUCACCUGUUUUGUCCUCCGGUGACUUCACCUCACCUGUGGGCCCGCGCGUACUCCGCUGUUUUUGCGGUCGGUAGAUUUUUUAGAACUGCAGUUCAAAGGUAACUCAUAAGGUGAAUAUAUAUGAACCCAGGUAGCAGUUUCUCUUUAGGAUUGAGAGGAGAUGCAGGACGACAAUAAACAGGCAGGACAGAAAAAUAGUCAAAUAAAAACAAGCUAGUUUUUGUACCUGCUGGUUGCAACAAACAGACACCACUGAAGGUAAUCAGAAGUGAGGAACAGAAAAUGAAAUAAUUAUUUUAAUGUUUAGAGCAGCAGGAACUCCGAGAGGCUGCAGGCGCAUCAGUUUGCUGCUGCUGCGCAGGGGGAGGGGGGAGAGGGCUGAAGCAAGAUGCAGAAACUACCGUUGUUAAAAGAGAUGUGUUUAAUUUGGAAAAUGUGGGCGCAAUUUUAAUUGUCAAAAACUCCAGCGAACCCCCCCCCCCGGAAAAAAGCGCUUGGUCAUCCAUCGUCAGUUUUAGCCGCUUCAGGCGUAUGACAUCAUCAACGACCAGUCGAAGUCGACUAGCCUUUCAUUGCUUGACUGUCGACUUUAAAUGAAGUUAUGCAGCCCCUACUGUCCAACUCGUGUGGAGACAGUUUGAAAGACAGCCACAGAUUGCCCCCAUUACAACUGAUCUUUGUCUAUGGGUUGUGGCCAGACUUUCCAUUUACAUAUAUGGGGAGCCUACUUCUGGUCCAUGAGUCCUCUAUGGCCCAAAAAAUAUUAAUGGGAGUCUAUGAAACGUUCAAAGAUAUUUUCUGAUCCAGUCUGAUAUGCGCCAUGGAUUCAACAUACGACAUCAGAGAAUUUUAAAGACACACUUUGAUGCCAAAAAAGCGCUUACGGUAUUUUGGACAGGCAGCAAAAGCUACUUUAGGUUUUGUGUGAAAAUCUACGCUGGGGAGAGAGAUUCUGCUGUAGUAGUUUUACUUACAAAUUCUUACAAGCAAAUAAAUCUCAUAGUAUGUAGACGCUGUCAAAACACACGCAUAAUAAUCGUUUAAAGUGAAGUACAACACGUGUGAUUUAGGGCUUAGAAAUAACUUUUGGAGCUCCAUUCACUUACAUGUUUUUUUUGGUCAGGGGAGCCAUGAGCCACGGACCGACAACCAGGGGAGGGCUCCCCAUAGGAUGCCUUGUCAGGCUACCAUGACACCAAACUAAAUAUUUAUGAAACUGAUUGAGUUCUAGUCAUCCACUUGGUCUGAGUUAUUGUGUGUGACCAUCGUUAUGAAUCUGGUUGACUCCAAAAGUUAACAUCUAUACAUACAUCACAUGAUUCCCAUCUGGAAGUUUCUAAUUAAUGCAUCCAGUGGUCCAGUCUCAUAUUUUGCUGACAAACACACAGAAAUGGGUAAAAACUUCAGCAACAGGUGACAACAUUACAAUAGAAAAAAGGGUUUAGGAACCGUCUACUAAUUGCACCAUCUGACUAUAAUUUUCGGUAUUAUCAAUAAUAUCUGUUAUAAAAUUAACAUUACAACUGAGAUUUAAUAAAAAUAUAACUGUUGAAAUAUGAUCAUAAACAUUUGUGUCACUUUGUUGACGUUCCCUAAACUUUCUCCUGCUUGCAGAAAUCUAUUUUAAUGAGGUUAUUUUGAACUUUUCUCCUGAGGAGGUGACGUUUGUAGUCUGAUUGGGUUUUUAGGAGUCACUGAACACAAACUCACCCUAACCACAUGCACAAAGUUUUCUUAACUAAGCCUCUGAAACCUGGCCGGCUCCAUAGACUUUCAUAAACUCAUACUACUCCACAGUCAGAUUAUUUAACUGUAGUUCAAACCUGAGAUGGACCUCCGGCUGAUCUCAUCCACCUCAUCCUAACAACAGUGCCAAAUCUGCAAGAACCACAACAGCUGGAGACAAAAGCUCUGCAUGAAUUAAUUUCUGUCUAUAGAGAGAUGAAAUGUUGCCUCCACGUGGACUCUCUGGGUGCUACUCUGCACACAGUAAUCUCACUGGAGUCUGGAUAUGUCAGUAAUGUGCAGCUGUAAUCCUAAAUAGUAUUUUUGUUUUGGGAGAUAAAAAAGCAGUUAAAUAGCAGGCUUUGUUAACCCCUUUGAAAGAUGAAAUGAAUAAAAAAAAACGAAGCAACA
Messenger RNA from Nothobranchius furzeri (turquoise killifish), 5401 nucleotides. Its product is annotated as guanine nucleotide-binding protein G(I)/G(S)/G(O) subunit gamma-4. The record is from RefSeq and is a predicted model, not a curated record. NCBI's taxonomy places the organism in Eukaryota, Metazoa, Chordata, Actinopteri, Cyprinodontiformes, Nothobranchiidae. Gene Ontology annotation, cellular component: heterotrimeric G-protein complex. Gene Ontology annotation, molecular function: G-protein beta-subunit binding. Gene Ontology annotation, biological process: G protein-coupled receptor signaling pathway.